AAUUCUUACACAACCAAACACGGCCUUAAUUUCUUCAUGAAACCCACCACACACGGCCCAAUAUGACGCCUAGUCAAAAUUCCACAUAUACCCCCGCCCCUUUCUCUUUCUCUCUCUAGGGUUUAGCAGAAGCAAUCACCAUUUCUCGAAACCAAAAAUGGCUUCCAAAACCCUGGUCCGAACCGGAGGUUCUCUUAUGAACCGGUUCUUGUCCAACUCGUUUCUUCACCAGAAACCGAAUCCGAAUCACCAAAUCGUGUCUCAUGGCCUCGAUAUCACUCCAAUGCUAUUCCCGUCGCUCUCCAAGUUUCAGACGUCCCUCCAUUUUCCGCAGCAAAACGACGCCGAAUUGCUGAGAAAAGUAGACGUUGAAGGGUUCGUUUACCCCUGUGGCCUCCCUUCUCUCAGGUUCUUCUUACCGGACGGAGAUGAUUCUUCUUCAAACGAGCCAAUGAUUUUAUUUCCCAAAAGGACUUUCCAACCUAGCCUCAUCCGGCGGAAGAGGAACCAUGGAUUCUUUGCUCGCAAGGCAACCAAAGGUGGGAGGAGAGUCAUUGCUCGAAGAAUAGCAAAGGGCCGUGCAAGAAUUACUGCUUAGCAUCUUUGCCUCUGGCUUGGACUGAAAUCAAGUCUAAAGCUUUCCUUAUUUCUUGGUAGGACUGCAAAUUGGGAAGAAUCUUUACCUUAAAGGUCUAGAAGGCCUUUGAAUACGAUUUGGAUGACCACUUUUCUUUUAUGGAACUUUGAUAUGUAAACUUCCAGAAUCGUUUAUUCUAUAGAUAUGCUUCCCUAUUUUUCUUU
Molecule: messenger RNA, 801 nt
Organism: Corylus avellana
Lineage: Eukaryota; Viridiplantae; Streptophyta; Magnoliopsida; Fagales; Betulaceae
Product: Ribosomal protein L34
Biological process (GO): translation
Cellular component (GO): ribosome; mitochondrial large ribosomal subunit
Molecular function (GO): structural constituent of ribosome
Source: RefSeq, a predicted model, not a curated record